Messenger RNA from Panthera uncia (snow leopard), 1170 nucleotides. RefSeq names its product ADP ribosylation factor like GTPase 9 (gene ARL9). Gene Ontology annotation, molecular function: GTP binding; GTPase activity. Bases 263 to 1060 code for a protein of 265 amino acids. The record is from RefSeq and is a predicted model, not a curated record. The transcript is spliced from 4 exons. Lineage: Eukaryota; Metazoa; Chordata; Mammalia; Carnivora; Felidae.
GGCCAUCUCCUCCCCUCCCCCAGCCCCGGGUUCGGCGAAUCUGCUGCGCGGCGGACCCCGCUAGUGGGCGCGAGAUACCCGGCGGCAGCCAACGCGCCGGGAGACUGGCCCCAGCCGCACAGUGACCGCGGGUGUUGUCUACGCUGCGUGGACCUACGUCUCUACCCUGCGUCCGCCUCGGGGGCCACACCUGCCGGGAUCCAGAACCCAGGCCCCAGCGCGCGGGCGCGCGGAAGGAGGGAAAGAAAUUAGGACGGUGGAGAUGGAGAGGGGGAAGGGGAAGAAGAAGGGGAAGGAGCCAGAGAAAGAAAAAAUUCGGGAAAAAGGAAAGGAGGAGAAAGAGAAAAAGGAGGUGGAGAAGGGGAAAAUUAAGGGAAAAGAGAAGAAGGGGAAAGAGACAGGGAAGGAGGAGAAAAAUAAGUGUAGAGAGGAGGAAAAGAAAGAGCGGGAGACCGAGAAAGAGAAGGAACACCUUGAGGGAAAAGAAGACAAAGAGAAGAAGGAUAACAACGCCUUGACGAAGCCCCCGCUGGAGCCUCUGGAAAAAAAUAAGCAGAUCCUUGUGUUGGGCCUGGACGGAGCAGGAAAGACCAGUGUUCUCCACUCUCUAGCUUUAAACAAAGUCCAGCACAGUGUGGCACCCACCCAAGGUUUCAAUGCAGUAUGCAUCAACACUGAAGAUAGCCAAAUGGAAUUCCUAGAGAUUGGUGGCAGUGAACCUUUCCGUUCCUAUUGGGAAAUGUACCUGUCCAGAGGAUUGCUGCUGAUCUUUGUGGUAGAUUCAGCAGAUCACAACAGAUUACCUGAAGCCAAGAAACACCUUCAUCAAUUAAUUGGAACAAACCCAAUCCUUCCUCUGGUUGUGUUUGCAAACAAACAGGAUCUUGAAACAGCCUAUCGUAUUACAGAUAUCCACGAAGCUUUGGCAUUGUCUGAGGUGGGAAAUGACAGGAAGAUGUUCUUGUUUGGAACACAAGUGACUGAAAAUGGCUCAGAAAUACCCUCCGUCAUGCAAGAUGCCAAAGACUUGAUUGCACACCUGGCUGCAGAUAUGCAGUGACCGAGCCUGGGCCCACUGUGCAGCUCUCAAUCUAAAUGUCACCAAGGAGUGUUAAGUGACAGAUUUGAAGCCACAGGUUUCCACUGUCGAAUAAAAAAUAAGCCACUUCC